Verticillium nonalfalfae is the source of this 450-nucleotide messenger RNA. RefSeq lists its product as uncharacterized. The coding region runs from base 1 to 450 and encodes 149 amino acids. The transcript has a single exon. Lineage: Eukaryota; Fungi; Ascomycota; Sordariomycetes; Glomerellales; Plectosphaerellaceae. The record is from RefSeq and is a predicted model, not a curated record.
AUGGCCCCAACUACGUCCGACCACGACUUCAUCCGCAGCUGCAUCGCCCGCUACUGCAUCGGCGUCGACCUCCGCGACUGGACGACCUUCUCCAGCGCCUUCACCGACACCGCCAAGGUAACCUUCCCCGGUUCCGGCGGCACCAUCGAAGGGAUUGAUGCGCUCAAGAUGGCUGUGCAAGGCAUGGUCGGCAACCUCCAAACGCUGCACGCCCUGAGCACGCAGAUCAUCGAGAUCACAGGCGAGGGCACGGCCGAGGCCACGACGUAUUCCAGGGCCGACAUCUUCGGCGUGGGCGAGGAUAAGGGCAAGCUGGUCACCAACUGGGGAAUCUAUCGCGACAAGCUGGUCAGGGGCAUUUUUGACGGGCGGGAGGAUUGGAGGAUCGCUGAGAGAAACAGCGUUGUAGCGGCGCCUCCUCAUGGGGAUUUGUCCUUGCUUAGGAUGUAG